AGGAAACUGGUUUUGCAGAGGUGCUGGCAUUUGCAGCCUGGGGAGAGGCGCCCGGACCGGUUCCACAGAAACCCUGAGCUAGCAGCUGUUCUGACCUCCGCCCAUCACUGCCCACAGCGCAGCUCUGCAAAACGAAGAGCUGGGCGGGAGGGACUCUGCAGGGAAGUCGUGUGACCCAGAGGCCAUUUGGCCGAUUCUGGCCCAUCUCCCUCCCUAUCCCAGCAGAUGGGUGCGGCCAGGACUGGAGAAAGCUCAGGGUGGGGACUGUGCCCUCAGGAUCAGGACGCCGCCUAGCGGCGCAGGCCCGAAUGUCCUAUGGAUCAGCGUAAGGGCUUGGGGGCCUGCGUGUGCCAGGGAGGCGGAGACUCAGAGCCAGGUGGCUGGUGGACGUAGACAGAGCGCGCCCCUCGCAAGCUGCCCUUGCCCAUGGCAGAAGGGCUGGAGCCAGACCUCGGGGGGGCUGUGAGCACAGCGGAGCAGGCCAUGGAGAUGCCGAGCUGGAAGGCUCCGGAGGACACAGACCCGCAGCCAGGAAGUUAUGAGAUCCGACACUACGGACCAGCCAAGUGGGUCAGCACUUGCGUGGAGACUAUGGACUGGGAUUCAGCCAUCCAGACUGGCUUCACAAAACUGAAUGGCUACUUUCAAGGCAAAAAUGAGAAAGAGAUGAAAAUAAAGCUGACCGCUCCGGUGACAAGCUACGUGGAGCCUGGCUCAGGUCCUUUCAGUGAAUCUACCAUUACGGUUUCCCUCUGUAUCCCAUCUGAGCAGCAAUCCGAGCCGCCCAGGCCUUCAGAGUCGGAUGUCUUCAUUGAAGACAGAACUGAAAUGACUGUGUUUGUGCGGUCUUUUGACGGAUUCUCAAGUGGCCAAAAGAAUCAAGAACAACUUUUGACAUUAGCAAACAUAUUGAGGGAAGAAGGAAAAGUUUUCAAUGAAAAGGUCUUUUAUACUGCAGGCUACAGCAGCCCUUUCCAAUUACUUGAUAGAAAUAAUGAAGUGUGGCUGAUUCAGAAAAGUGAGCCCGCCAAAGAAAAUGAAUAAGGAAAUGAAGAUCACGAUCAGGGGCAAAACUUCUGGGAAUGCAGACAUCAACAGCACCCAUAGGUGAAGUAUAUAGUGUCUUUUGCUUGAGACACCACCCUGAAUCAUGCUUAUUUCCAGUGUGCCUUUGCAAGAAGCUUCAUUUAGGUACAGGGUAUCAAGAGAAAUCUGUGGCCUCUCUUUCUGUGAGGGUCCAGGAUAAUGGCAUGCCAUUUCCCUCUCAUUCACAAUAUCACCCUCAUGUUGCGGCCUUCUGCUUAGACUUAGGACAUUUGAAUGUUCUUCCUUUCAUAUAAUAGUAAUGAAAAUGUUAAAGAUUUAGCCUGUGUAGAAGUAAAAUUAUGUUGCAUACAAAAAUAGUCUUACUGCUGUCCACUGUUGCCUUUUUCUGUUGAAUCCAUGCCCUCACCUAGCUACUACUCCCUGAACACACACACACACACACACACACACACACACACACACAGUUCUUACCUUAAAGUGUUAACAAAAUUUGGAGGCAGAAAAUAAAUUUAUGAGAUAUGAGGCUUCCUAUGCUACCUGACAGGUAUGCCUUUUGAAGAAAUACAGAUGCCUGAUUUUAACAUUCACUUGGAUUUUUAAAGUACUGCAUUUAGUCUUUCCAGAGGUUGUCUGGAAGGUCUUACUCUUUCUAAGUGUGGGUUGCUGCAAAGUCAAGGAGGUUACAGUGCCUCCUUGCUCUGUUACAGUCUUAUAGUUGGGAGGGUCGAGUCACAUUCAGAUUCAUGGCCGCUGUCAUAGGAAGGUGCUCUCUCCAAUUCUGGCUCCUGGGAUGGUGGCUCUCAGAGCAUGGGGGACAGCGAGUUAGAUUCAGGAACUUCCUGAUAACUAAAGCUGCUCACAAGUGACAUGGCUUCCAGUUCUCAUUGACUGUGGAAGCAGAGACCACAUAGUCACUUUCUGAGACACAAUCAUGGAGGAGGCUGAGGGUCCAGUAGAUUGGAUGGGGCUAAAUGGUGCAUGAGAUCUCUCCAACUUUAAUGUUAUAAAAUGUUUCUGAUAGUCUGAGGCAACCUCUGUGAAAGGGUCGUUUGGACCCCAUCGGGAUCACAGCCCACAGGCUGAGAACCAUCGCUCUAGGUGUCAGUUCAUAAAUCCUGAUGCACUAGUCCAUGCCCCGGCUGCUCAGGCACCUGUGAUGUCAUCAUUGGUCACCGCCCACAGGGGCCUGGGAUAAAAGGACCCCUGCUUUUUACUCUUACUCUCUCACUCUCCUUUUCUUGCUCCUCAUUGUUUUGGUCUCUCUCUCCUUUCCCUGUCAGGGUACCACCUCCACCCAUCUCUGUCUGUCUGUCUGUCUGCCUGUCUGUCUCUGUUUCUCUGUCUCUAUGUGUGUGCAUGCCUGCCUUUAUGGAUCACUCAGGUCCUAACUCUCUCCUGCUUCCCUUCCCCUGAAUAAACUUCCAUAUAAAUCA
Molecule: messenger RNA, 2480 nt
Organism: Meriones unguiculatus (Mongolian gerbil)
Lineage: Eukaryota; Metazoa; Chordata; Mammalia; Rodentia; Muridae
Gene: Hebp2
Product: heme binding protein 2
Exons: 4
Coding region: 427-1044 (205 amino acids)
Cellular component (GO): cytoplasm
Source: RefSeq, a predicted model, not a curated record